ACCUGCUUAUGUCCCUCACACACCUACCCCCACCCCCAUACACACACACACCCUCGCCUGCUGGAGUUGGUCACACACGGCCAGAGGGCUGCAGUAGUUGAGUCAGUCAAGGUGGUGCUACUGUCUAGGGAGAAUGUCAAAGGGAGAGCAGCAAGACCUGGUGGCUAUUAAAGAACUAGAGUCAAUCCUGGAGUCCUGCAAGCUUGAUCUGACACCACUAGAUGAGGUCUGGCCUAAUCUCUACAUCGGAAACGUGGCCAUAGCUCAGAACAGGGGUGCAUUAAAGAAGCUUGGUAUCACACACAUCCUGAACGCAGCUCACUUUAAGCAGGGCAGCAUCGGUGACCAGGAUUACUAUGGAAACACCUGUGUGUACUGUGGCUUCCCUACAGAAGACUCAUCCCAUUUUGACCUCAGCCAGUACUUUAAACCUGCAGCUGACUUCAUACAUAAGGCCCUGAAGCCUAAAGAUGGGAAGGUGUUGGUGCAUUGCAUCAUGGGUAUAAGUCGUUCCGCCACGCUGGUGCUGGCGUUCCUGAUGAUGCACUGUCAUCUGCCGCUUCGCACCGCGCUCAAACAUGUGACCCAGCGACGUGCCAUCUACCCCAACAGACACUUCCUGUCACUACUGCUCACCCUCGACACACAGCUCACACGCAAGAGGAGACUAUGUCCUCUUCUCUGACAGCCCUUCUUUCAUCCCUCACUCCUCCCAUCCCUCGCUCGUCUCACCUCAUCCGUCUCCCCUCUUUUCUAUCUAUCCAUCUCACACACAAUCCUUUAUACUGGUUGAAAAUAUGUAGUUGUAGGACUUUUACAGUAGGUACAAACUGGUAUUAAAGCACAGCAUGUGUCACGCCCUGGCCUUAGUUAUCUUUGUUAUUUUAGUUAGGCCAGGGUGUGACAUUGGGGAAUGUAUGUGUUUUGUAUUGUCUAGGGGUUGUUGUAUGUUUAUGGGGCAGUGUUUAGUCUAGGUGUAUGUAUGUCUAUGGUUGCCUAGAUUGGUUCUCAAUUAGAGACAGCUGUCUAUCGUUGUCUCUGAUUGGGAGCCAUAUUUAGGCAGCCAUAGUCAUUAGGUAGUUUGUGGGUGAUUCUCUAUGUCUAUGUGUAAGUUGCCAGUGUAUGCACUUAUUGUUUGUAUAGCUUCACGUUUGUAUAGUGUUCGUUUAGUUUUCAUCUUCAUUAAAGAAGAAUGUAUUGUUAUCCCGCUGCGCCUUGGUCCUCCUCACUUAAAUGUUACGACGAACGUGACAGCAUGUUGUAUAUACUGUGAAUAACCAUAUAAUGCGGUAGCAGGAUUCCCUGGAGAUAAUGUCGAUGCUCAAUGCCUUUUAAAAUCUAAAAUAGCUGAACUUUUCAACAUCCCUGUGUUAGCCAGUGGUGAUAGUGUAAAGGUUUUCUUCCAGGGGUGAAGGAGAGGACCAAAAUGCAGCACGGCUAGUGUUCAACAUGUUUAAUAAAAUAACAAGUGAAACACUACAAACAUACAAAAUAACAAAAUGUGCAGAAACAGAGACAGACCUAUCUGGUGCAGACAAUCACAGAGACAGGAAACAAACACCCACAAACCCCCAACACAAAACAAGCCUCCUAUAUAUGAGUAGCAAUCAGAGACAACGACUACCAUCUGUCUCUGAUUGAGAACCCACACUAGGCUGACAUAGAAACAGACAAACUAGACACACACCAUAAAAUUCCCACCCAGCUCACGUCCUGACCAACUAAACACUUACAAAACAACAGAAAACAGGUCAGGAACGUGACAGAUAGUUGAACCUGCUGUGAGUUGUGCAGCUGAGCAUUGUCUCCUGGGAAUCUAUCAGUUGAAACACUAAUAAUGAGAUUACACAAUUAAAAAGGUAAUUUUUGUUCAA
Salvelinus fontinalis (brook trout) is the source of this 1874-nucleotide messenger RNA. Its product is annotated as dual specificity protein phosphatase 13-like. Gene Ontology annotation, cellular component: cytoplasm. NCBI's taxonomy places the organism in Eukaryota, Metazoa, Chordata, Actinopteri, Salmoniformes, Salmonidae. Gene Ontology annotation, biological process: protein dephosphorylation; negative regulation of MAPK cascade. Gene Ontology annotation, molecular function: MAP kinase phosphatase activity; protein tyrosine/serine/threonine phosphatase activity. The record is from RefSeq and is a predicted model, not a curated record. Bases 134 to 685 code for a protein of 183 amino acids. The transcript is spliced from 3 exons.